Cuscuta epithymum is the source of this 2967-nucleotide messenger RNA. Lineage: Eukaryota; Viridiplantae; Streptophyta; Magnoliopsida; Solanales; Convolvulaceae. The record is from the annotation of a GenBank genome assembly.
UUCUAGCACAAUAUGCCUGCCUCUCAAUCCACUUGAACGACCACUUGAAAAGUAAAUUGACCUCUUUAAUGACUUAAAAACUUACUAUUCGCGGGUCCAUUGAUAAGGUUAUGUUUGUGACUUUGUGUGGUUGCUUUGUUAAGUUUUCGAAUACAAUCACGAAUUUGAUUAUACUAUCGUAUGAUGAUCAGCAUGACGCAGGGCGCAAGCAGUCAUCGACCCCUCACAAACGCACUCCCCUCGAAUAGCGCUCAUCGGCAAAAAAUCCCAAACGAUGAAACGGCCAAAGUGCAAAACCCCAAAUAUUCGUCAAUCGAUGGUCCGUUUGCCGGCUUGAUCUUCGCCGACUUCGUCAAUCGAUGGUCCGUUCGCCGGCACUCGUACUGUCGUCUAUCGGAGUGUCGCAACGCUCCAAUUUCACUCGAACGCCGGCUGCCCAGCUUUGCUUGUCCGCCUGAGUGCCUGACCGGCUGACCCGCUUCGCCCUGUCGCCGGUAAUGAAGAGAUACUAUAACCCUGAUGAAGUAGGAACUAAUGAAGACAACUCAUCUAGAAUUGUAGUUCCUUCACCUACAAUUCAAGAAUCUUCAAAUACGAAUGAGGAACCAAACAACAAUCAAUCAUUUUCCGGUGAAGAGUUUGAUUCUUCCCAACUUCCAUCUGACCCUGGAUUGAGAAUACCAAUCUCAAGCUAUAAUCCAAACAUCAGAGAUCAAGUUCGAAGGGCAUAUUUGCAGAAGGGUCCUUGUCAACCGUUUGAGCACAAGUUCCCAAUGAAGGUGGUUUCGGCAAAUAAAUCACGAAGAUUUAUCCCAGCUUGGUUUACUGAACAUGAUUGGUUGGAGUAUAGCAUAUCUAAAGAUGCUGCCUAUUGCCUCUAUUGUUAUCUUUUUAAACCCAAUAAAGGCAAACAAUCAGGGGGAGAUGUGUUUGUUACAGUGGGAUUUAACAGUUGGAAAGAUAAGUCCAGACUUAAUGUUCAUGUUGGGAAGCAUGAUAGCGAGCACAAUGAAGCUCGAAGGAGUUGUGAUGCAUUGAUGAAUCAAAAUGCACAUAUUGAAACGGUUUUGGACAAGCAAUCAAUGCAGACAAAAAAUGAUUAUCGCAUCCGAUUGAUUGCAUCUCUUGAUUGUGUGCGGUACUUGUUGAGGUUAGGGUUACCUUUCCGGGGUCAUGAUGAAUCAGAAGACUCUUUAAAUCCAGGUAAUUUUCUAGUGACCAUGGAAUUUUUAAGGGAUCAUAAUCUUGAGAUAGCUUCUGUGGUAAUGGAUAAUGCACCUGGAAAUUGCAAACUUCUUGCACCUAGCAUUCAAAAAGAUUUAACUCAUGCUUGUGCUAUUGAGACAUUGAAUGUUAUCAUUCAAGAUGUUGGAGAUUCUUUAUAUUCUGUUCUUGUUGAUGAAUCCCGUGAUGUAUCAACAAAAGAACAAAUGUCAGUUGUGAUACGUUAUGUUGAUGAUACUGGACAUGUGAAAGAACGGUUUAUUGGAGUUGAGCAUGUCACGAGUACCACAUCACUUGCACUUAAGGAAGCUAUUGACACAUUAUUUUCUAGAUACAACUUGAGCAUAUCUAGAUUAAGAGGGCAAGGUUAUGAUGGGGCUAGUAAUAUGCAAGGGAGACUCAGUGGGCUGAAAACACUUAUUCUUAAUGAAAACUCAACUGCAUAUUAUAUUCACUGUUUUGCACAUCAACUCCAACUUGCCCUUGUAGCUGUUGCCACAAAGAAUCUUCUUAUUGCUGAGUUUUUUCGUGUUGUUGCUCAAUUGAUAAAUGUUAUCGGAGGUUCGUGUAAACGUUCCGACAUUCUUCGUGAAAAACAAUUGAACUUCAUUGUUGAGGCGCUUGAAAGUGGGAAAAUAUCAAGUGGACGAGGUCUUAAUCAAGAAUCUAGCCUUCAGCGCGCGGGUGAUACCCGUUGGGGUUCACAUUACAGAUCGUUGGUUAGCUUGAUUUCAAUGUUUUCUGCUGUUGGUGAUGUGCUUGAUGUGAUCCACGAUGAUGAGGUGACAACAUCUAUGCAAAAGGUGGAGAUAGAGUAUUUACUCAAAAUGAUGCAUUGCUUUGAUUUUGUUCUCAAUUUGCACAUGAUGAAAUUUAUUUUGGGAAUAUCAAAUGAGUUGUCCCAAGCUUUACAAAGACGUGAUCAAGAUAUCAUUAAUGCGAUGGAUUUGGUUAGAGUUUGUAGGCACCGACUUCAAGCUUGUAGAGAUGACGGAUGGGAUUCUUUAUUUGAGGAGGUGUGUAUUUUUUGUGAUCAACAUUCUAUUUCUAUCCCAAACAUGAAUGACACAUUUAUCCGUUUUGACUCUCGAGGUCGCCCCGUACGUAAAGGACCAACUCUUACAAAUUUGCAUCACUACCGCUAUGAUUUAUUUUGUGCUGUGAUUGAUUUGCAAUUGCAAGAGUUGAGUGAUCGUUUCUCGGAGGCUAGUACAGAGUUGCUACUUUGCAUUGCUUGCUUAUCUCCACAAGAUUCAUUUUCAGCUUUUGAGAAGAACAAGUUGCUUAGAUUGACUGAGUUUUAUCCCCAAGACUUUUCACCGUCAGAUGUUUGUAUUCUCAAAGAUCAACUUGAAAGUUAUAUUUUUGAUGUGCGCUCUAAUGCUUUAUUUAAUGACUUGAAAGGACUUGGCGAUCUUGCAGAGAAGUUGGUGGAAACUAAGAAGCACAAGGUGUUUCCUUUAGUCUACAAGCUAUUGACUUUGGCGUUGAUUCUUCCUGUCGCAACCGCUAGUGUUGAAAGAGUAUUUUCAGCAAUGAAUAUUGUGAAGGAUAGGUUGAGCAACCGGAUGAGUGAUGAUUGGCUCAAUGAUAGACUUACUGUUUAUGUAGAAAAAGACAUCUUCUUGAAAAUUGACAAUGAUGUCAUUAUUGAGCGAUAUCAAUCGAUGAAAACGCGUAGGGAACAGUUGUAAACUUAUGUCUUAUGUUUUUGUAUUUGACUCUGAUUAAAACUCUUACUCC